AUGGGCUGCGGGACCUCCACGGCCACCAAGAAGGGCACGGGCCGAGGCCGUGCAAAAGAAGCCAACGAUGUAACAGAAUUAUCUAUCACAGAUGACAUGAGAAGAAACUACGGAGGGGUGUAUGUCGGUCCCCCAUCUGAAGCUGUCAGCGAGGUUCCCGGUCAGACCAAGACUACGGAAAAAUUAGAAGAAACUAAACUCACUGGAUAAUCACAAGCUUGUUGAGACGUGGCAGCGAUUUCAUUCCCUGGGACACUGUCACUGCAGACCUUUCCGUGCAACUUCUGAAGAGUCGCCUGCUCCAACACACCGCAGUCCUCCCAGCUCAGAACCAGGGGUCCAGGACGAAUGUUGUGGUACCAGAAAGAGUAAAGGCUAAACAGUAUGCCCUCGUCCGUGGAACUUUCUGGCAGCCCACCCCGACCCCCGCCCGAGAAUGGCACAUCAAGGCAUGCAUGCUGCCCUGCGCCCGCACAGACUCUGCUGCCCUGCAUGCUCAGCCCGAACCGCUCGCUACAGGACACUGCUCUCCAGGACCACGUCUUCCCACCGAUACUUUCUUGGUAGUUUCUAUGGAACAGAAACUUUCUUCUAUUAAUAACUUCAAAUCAUAAGGCACUAGAAAUGAAUGACCGGAAGUAAUGUAUCUGUUGGCUCUCUCUCACUAUUGUUUUUACUUCAUGUUAAUUUGUAAUUAUAAAAUUAUUCAGUUGAUUCUUAGUUAUUUCUCUUUCCCCUUGUCAUUGUUUUCAUGAGGCUAUCAUAAUUUUCAUGUCAGAGAAUCUCCUUUAUCAGCAACAAUGUC
Molecule: messenger RNA, 805 nt
Organism: Sorex araneus (European shrew)
Lineage: Eukaryota; Metazoa; Chordata; Mammalia; Eulipotyphla; Soricidae
Product: overexpressed in colon carcinoma 1 protein-like
Exons: 1
Coding region: 1-210 (69 amino acids)
Source: RefSeq, a predicted model, not a curated record